AUGAAGUGCGAUGCAAGGGUUAAAAUCGACAAAAUCCUUGAAAACAUCAACUCGAUUUAUGACCUAGACUCGGAAAAAAUUUUGGAGCUGAGAGCAACUUCAGUUGACAGGUUUUCAAUUCAGAAGUUCCCAGUUGAGUUCUGUGAUUGGGUAGCAUGGAGCGAGAAACACCAGGGCAUCCGUGGGGUCGAGUACAAUGCACAGAACUCAUGUAUUCGAAUUAAAGCUACCAAUAACCCAUUACACGGAGCCGCAACAGGAGUCAUCAGGGAAUGGCUGCACGGUAUUAGAGACAGUCUCAGCAGAGCAACUGGUAAUGAAUUUGACUGUAUUGGGACCACAGGUUCUUACCUUGGUGGUGAAUUCGAUGGUAGCGAGAAAGCUCCCGAUGAGGGCCUUUGUCAAGGAGCACAACAGUUCCCACUAAUUGCUGUGGAAGUGGCAGUCUCCAAAAGAACCACAAAGGUGUUUGAUGACGUGAAACAAUGGCUCCAGGGCUCUGAAGGAUGUACUAAGCUAGUGAUUGUGGUGGAUAUCAUUGAAAAGUCAGGAAACUGCACUGAGACAACUGACUGGGGCCUCUCAAAGGAUGAACUUGGCCAGCUUGAUGUGCCCGAUCUCGCCGAACAUAUCCUACAAUGGCAAAAAGAUAACAAUGUUGCGCUGAUUGGGAGGUUUGAAGCAUUUUUUUACCUCUGCUUCUAUAACCAGAAGCCACAGAAAGUGUGGAAAUGCGAUUUCUCCCUGGAUAGACUGAAGCCAGAAUGUUUAAUGUUGGAAAAGGAGCUAGGACACGUCAUGGCAAAUGACCUUGUGCCGGGGCUGGAUGGACUAUGUUUCCCAUUACCAUUCCAGGAAUUAUCAACCAAAAUGCGGAGGUCCCUCAGCAGGUUCGAGUUCAAAAGAGCAUCUAUUAAAACGAAGGAGAAAUGGAAGGAGAUGAAGAAGAUUUCUGACCAAGAACGAAUUACCACCUGA
Messenger RNA from Uncinocarpus reesii 1704, 978 nucleotides. RefSeq lists its product as uncharacterized. Lineage: Eukaryota; Fungi; Ascomycota; Eurotiomycetes; Onygenales; Onygenaceae. The transcript has 2 exons. The record is from RefSeq and is a predicted model, not a curated record. Bases 1 to 978 code for a protein of 325 amino acids.